CGUGCAUGCGAUAUUCCCGCGAAAACACAACAAACUCUGAGGAAAUGCCUUUUUGAAUUUGCCCCAAAGCACUGAGGAAAAUUAGACAGAAAGUAUAUUGGAUCUUGAUUGAUUUGCUUGCCAUCUUUCUGUCUCCUAAAUCACAGAUCUUGACGAUUGAUUGUAUCGUAAUUGGUAGGUUUCAAAAGUGAGAAAUGUUGUGCUGUGGAGGUGGUGAAGAAGAAGCCGCCGCGCCUCCACCCAACCAAUACACCACCCCGCUUAAGGCGGCUAACGGCUAUUCUGCCACCGGUGGAGGAGAUCGAGGAGGAGAGCCGAGGGGGGGUGGAAGAGGCGGAGCGCCUAAAAAGGCGUUGCCAAUCGAGCUGCCGGCGUUGUCGCUGAAUGAGCUAAGCAGACUGACCGACAACUUCGGGCAAAAAGCCCUGAUCGGAGAGGGGUCGUACGGGCGGGUGUACUACGCGACGCUGAGCGAGGGGCGGGCGGCGGCCAUCAAGAAGCUGGACACGAGCUCGUCGGAGGCGGACAACGAGGAGUUCACGGGGCAGCUAGCGACGGUGUCGAGGCUGAGAAACGAGCACUUCGUGUCGCUGCUGGGGUACUGCGUGGAAGGGAACAACAGGAUUCUGGCAUAUGAAUACGCGGGCAUGGGGUCAUUACACGACGUGCUGCACGGCCGGAAGGGGGUGCAGGGGGCGGAGCCGGGGCCGCUGCUGACGUGGAACCAGAGAGUUAAGAUCGCGCACGGCGCCGCCAAAGGGCUUGAGUUUCUGCACGAGAAAUGCCAGCCCUCCAUUGUGCACCGUGAUAUUAGAUCCAGCAACGUGCUUCUGUUCGACGACUUCCUUGCUAAGAUCGCGGAUUUCAGCUUGACCAACCAGUGUUCCGACACCGCCGCUCGCCUCCACUCCACUCGAGUUCUUGGAACCUUCGGUUACCAUGCUCCCGAGUACGCCAUGACGGGCCAAAUAACCCAGAAGAGCGAUGUUUAUAGCUUUGGAGUCGUGCUGUUAGAACUCCUCACCGGGAGGAAGCCUGUAGACCACACUAUGCCCAAAGGCCAACAAAGUUUGGUCACAUGGGCAACUCCAAGGUUGAGUGAAGAUAAAGUGAAACAAUGCAUAGAUCCAAAGCUGAAAGAUGACUAUCCCCCAAAGGCCAUGGCCAAGAUGGCAGCAGUGGCAGCAUUGUGCGUGCAAUACGAAGCAGACUUCCGACCAAACAUGACCAUCGUCGUUAAGGCUUUGCAGCCACUUCUCAAUGCUAAACCAGCUGGAACCGCAGAUUCUAAUGCAUGAAUUAACAACAAUUAAUUCAACUAGUUUAAAUUUGUAAUAUUAAUUCAUUCAACAUUACUAUGUCCAUCAAGUUUUUGUAUCUUCAUUAUUAGUCUUUUGUCUCAUCUUGAUGUGACCAAUUUUCUUCUUGACUUAGACAUCUCCUACACAUGUACAUCAAACAUGUUGUGGCCCAACUUAGGAUCCAUAAUUCAAUCUUUUUCAUUUUAUUUUUUCAUUAUUUUGUGGAUGUGAACAUGAUUUAAUUUGGUUCAAAUAUUAUACUCCAUCUGUUCACUAA
This is a messenger RNA of Salvia miltiorrhiza (redroot sage), 1578 nucleotides long. Its product is annotated as probable protein kinase At2g41970. The transcript is spliced from 5 exons. Gene Ontology annotation, biological process: protein phosphorylation. The coding region runs from base 195 to 1298 and encodes 367 amino acids. The record is from RefSeq and is a predicted model, not a curated record. Gene Ontology annotation, molecular function: ATP binding; protein tyrosine kinase activity. Lineage: Eukaryota; Viridiplantae; Streptophyta; Magnoliopsida; Lamiales; Lamiaceae.